GCCACAACAAGUCCUUCGCUAGAGGCCUGAUAACAUGGCUCUUAUCGCUAACUCUCAUUCGCUCUGUUCCUGGGAGCCCUAUUCCGGGAAUUGGGAUAGACAAUGCGAUCAUUGCGAUGGACGGUAGAUGGUGGAGCUCGGUGGUUUAAAUAUGCGGCUCCACACCCCAUUGAACAACUGCUCUGCUGCAGCUCUCUUUAUGAAGCUCGUGUCAAGCUUGGUUCGAUUUUGUUAUUCUCAAUUGGCUUCUGCACGCGUUCAGGAUGCGGCUUUCCAUCAGUUGGACAGUUCUUGGAGCUUUGGUACUCUCUCAAGCCUCGAGCGCAGCCAAGAUCAUUCUUGGGAACGAUGAUGGCUGGGCGAGUGCGAACAUUCGCGAAACCUACCGUCUUCUCAAAGAAGCCGGUAACGACGUCAUCAUGGUCGCUCCAGUUGUGGACAACUCUGGACAAGGAGGUCGUUCUGUCUUCACGACUUCCAGAACUCUUGUGACCAACGGCGAAUUUGACUCUGUUGCCGCUGGUCAACCCUCCCUAGGCUCCGACCCGUCUGAUUCCCACAUUUGGUAUUACAAUGGUACUCCAGCUGCUUGCACGUUUAUUGCAUUGGAUUAUGUUGCUCCACAGAUUUGGGGUCCCAAUGUGACUGCCGACCUGCUGGUAGCUGGUCCCAACGUAGGACAAAACUUGGGACCCUUUUUAUAUACGUUAUCAGGUACAAUGGGAGCUACGUAUGCUGCUGUUGGUCGUGGCAUCCCUGCGAUUGCAUUCUCCGCUGCGCCCAAUGGCGGACAAAGAUACUACAAAUGGGUGAAUCAAACCACCCAAGCAGGCUUGAAGGAUCCAGCAACGAUCUCUGCCCAGCUUACCGUCGACUUGGUUCAGAAGCUCAUCAAGAGCACGAAUCAUGGGGAGCGUAUUCUGCCUGUCGGCUAUGGCAUCAACGUCAAUUAUCCUCCGAUUACCUCGUUCACCAACGAUUCAUGCAUCAAUCCACCAUUUGUCCAGACGCGCAUGACGGGAGGUGCGUUCACCGACAAGGCGGUACGAAACGAGACUACAGGACUCUUCACCUACGCGAACUUCCUUGGCGAAGGUGUGAACAGAUGCAUUAAUGGUGACUGCCGUCUUCCUGGUGAGACCGAUGUUGUCAACAGUGGAUGCCAGUCUGCAGUGUCAGUAUUCACUGUGGAUUACGAUGCGCCGCUCAAGCGGGACACAAGCAAGGUGCAAACCAAGAUGUUGCCGUUGGUUAGCUUCCACGGCGGAAGCGCCUGGAAACGCCAUACGGAAAUGCCUGCUUCGGUGAAACAACUUGAGAGCCCGUUGAGGCAUGAAUAGAUAGCCUCACGUGGCCUUGGAAUUCAGGUGCCAGGCUAUAUUAAAUAGAACUCUAAAUCAAGCUAUCAAGGAUAUAACCUGACAACUACGCAUCAGAC
Molecule: messenger RNA, 1438 nt
Organism: Pseudovirgaria hyperparasitica
Lineage: Eukaryota; Fungi; Ascomycota; Dothideomycetes; Acrospermales; Acrospermaceae
Product: acid phosphatase precursor
Exons: 3
Coding region: 264-1340 (358 amino acids)
Molecular function (GO): nucleotidase activity
Source: RefSeq, a predicted model, not a curated record